Molecule: messenger RNA, 3840 nt
Organism: Amoebophrya sp. A25
Lineage: Eukaryota; Dinophyceae; Syndiniales; Amoebophryaceae
Source: the annotation of a GenBank genome assembly
CUCAAAAACAGCUUUCAACUCUGUAGGAAAAGGAUGCUCUUCUGAUGUGUGCUAAAGCCUCUUUCUUUGAAUCCGUAUCCGAAGGAUUUCAUUUAAUAAUUUCGUAAUUUUGGUUCCUAGAUAGACGUGCUCCAUUGGUAAUAUUCAACAUUCUCGAUAUCGCCUAUGCUAGUACAAGUAGAACAAGAGAAGACCACUAGCACCAUUCUACUAGUAAAACACACAUAUUCAUAUACUACUUCUAGUUCUACUUUUGGAUCUCGUUGAGCAGUUUUAUCCUUAUUGGAGGUACUACAACUAGCACAAACUCAAAGAACAUUAUUAGGAUUAGGAUUACCACUAGCAAUUAUGACACUGAACGAACAAGAAUGCGAAUUUUGCUUACAAAAAACAUUAACAUUUUAACCAUAACUUACUAGUAGUAGAACUUCUGGCAUUUUCUCUGUUUGUGUUUUUACUUCAAGAACUAGUCUUUUCCACGAAGCUCCCCCUCUUGUUGUUGUUGUUGUUGAAAUAUAGAAAAUUUCACUAUUCUUAUUCAACUUGUAGUAAGUUCUACAUAGAAAUAAAAGAAAAUACAAAAAAACAUGUCGCGGUCAUCACUACUUUGUCGCAUGUAUAUUUUUGCAUUCACAAAUAACAAGAUGGCUCGAUAUAAUAACCGAUCGAGUGCAUCUUUCCUCUUCUUUGCGUUGUCGUGUUUUUUGUGGUGGACGUGGUUAGUCUCGGCAAUCAUGCAGGUUGAUGAUGACUACUUCCAAAAACGCAGAACCAUUCUGAGAGGUAUCCAUGUCCGCAAGACUCGGGCUACCGCGCUUCGCCAAUUGCUUGAUCGUAUCUAUGGAAAUGGAGGCACUUAUCGGCGUUGGUCUCGACAAGAAUUGCCGGACGAGAAUUAUUAUGGUCAGCUUCUCGGACUCGGACACGACCGGGCGCCCGCACAUCGAAACGAUCUACGACUGCAGUUACCACAAGCAGGUCCAAGAAGGAGCGAGCAGAUGCAGAGCGCACAGCAUGCCCAGGCCGUGCAAAAAGCCACUCAUAGCGACCACUUCGAUAACAGAGUAGUAGGAGUUGAGACUCCGCGUACAUCGCGUCCCACCUCUGCGCUGAGUCCUCCUCCACCGAGUCCGCCUAAGGCACCGGUGCAGCGGCAGGCGGCUUUUAUCGCUUGGACGGAGGGCAAAACCGGUAUUGGCUCAGUCCAACCGAGGGUAACCGAGCAUGCACUACAUUAAGGGUUGCAACUUCUUAGUUUCUCACUCCCUGUGCAGCACAUAUCUAGUUUGGACUUCGAUUUUUCAUCAAGUUCAAGUGCUGGGAAUAGUGGUAACAACCACAAAGUUAUUACCAGCCUUAGUCAUAGAAGAUAUGAGAAAUAGAAAUGUUUGGGCCACCUUCUUGCUGCAACCUCUAAUUCCAAGAGCGUCUUUCGUUGCUGAAGAAACAGAACACCGCGAAUACCGCUGGCCUGCGAUAUCUCGAAACAGUGGCCGAAAAUUCAACUUCGUCUCCACCGUUUGUGCGAGCAAACGGAGGGACCUGGGGCAUUGACAAUGAUGUCCUGCAGGACAGCACAACGUAUUUUUCAUCGCUGCACCAGCGGGAGCAAGUAGAUGAUCAACUUGCGACUGGUUUUAGAGUGGACGGCUACAGUAAAGAUAAGGGUCAGAGCAAGCCGGAAAAUUCUAGUGGUGUUGUGUCGCCUCAGGAGCUCCUUCCAAACAACUCCAUCGCGUCGUCCGUAGUAUCGCAGCGAGGAGGAGGUAGUGAAACCGAUUGGGAAAGACUGGCUCUAGCUUGCAGAAUGCUGUUUCUUUUGCGUUCAGCUACUGUUGCCUCUGUUUCUGAUCAGUGGACGAAGAAGGUAGAGGAACAAGGAGAAAACCGUAUGAUCAACAGCAACUGCAACAAGAGCAACAGGAAUAACCUUCUUCAAAAGGGCCACGAUCGCGUCGGCAAAAAGGAAGAUCAUGAGCUGCUGCAACAAGGAACAACAGCCCAGAAUGAGACGAAUCAAGUUGCCCAGCUUCACGACCGUCACAAUGUUGGUAAUGCUUCAUUUGUUCCUCCAAAACGCUCAUUUGUUUUUGUUCCGCUUCAGCAGGAGAGAAAAUAUAUAUAAUGAUACUUUUUAGUGCAGGGGUUAGUUUACCAAACGAACUACAUCUACAAUCUAGUAGUCCUUUCAUCAUUAUAAUCAUACUAAAAAUACAGCCGUUGCUACUCACGCGGCCCACGACCCCGGCUGGCCUUUGAGCGACUCAGAGGAGCUGCGAUUAAGCAUACCACUAGCUGCUGUGGCAGCCGCUAAGGCAGAGGAAGUAUGCUACGUUCAUGAAACCAACUGUGAACACAGUAUAUAUGACUCGCCUUGUCCACUACACGCUCGUCGCGCGAUACCUGCUACCUCCACUGGCCCUCCUGGCCUCUGCGCUUUGAAGGUGUCCCAUUUUAAGACACCAUUGAUGAAGAUAGUUAAAUUUCUUUUCAUCGCUGUAACAGUAUCCUCACAAGCUCUAGCAUACUCAAACCCAAGUACUUAGAAUGUAGUGUUCUUGCCAAUGACGUCUGAUUUUUGCGAAGUUAUCUAAAAUUUUCCUCAGAAUUAUAAAGACGGCUCGAGCUCGUCACCUUUCACAUAAAUUCACGCUUCACCCUCACCAUCUGCACAUGCGCGCAUGACAUGCAGCGAAAGGAGAGUACUGAUGUAGUAGCAGAAGCCAUCGAAUCAUGAUGCUUUUUCUUACGCUCUAAUAAACGCGCCGAUGAAGAGGCUGAAAGUGUAUGGGCUAGGUAUACUCCGACUGCUAUUCACCAACAGUGCCUACCCACCGCGAUCGAACAGCUACACAAGCACUAUCAAGAAGCGUCUCACCACUGGAUUUCCCACAGGGGCGGUCCAGAUGAGCAUCCUGAUCCUUUUGGGGUUCCUCAACCGCAUGAUCAACACGAUACACUUCCGCAAGGCAAGAGGACCGUUGCGCAAACAGAUUCCUUCUAUCCCCCUCGUACAAUAUGGCCGUGUUCUGAGGAGCUCACGCGGGGUCGGAGGGGAUGUGAUAUGGUGGUCCCCCAACCGUGUGCAAGGAGGAGGAGGAGGAGAAGGCAAGAACCCGGUGCAACGACAGCAGCAGCACCAAGUAGUCUUAUGGCAGAUCAUCAUUAGCAAGUUGUUGAAUCUGCAACCCCUUUAGCGGGGCGUGUGCGUUUCAACUAAAUGGGAUGCCGCUACGACCGAUAGUACCGAUACAAUUUGUAAAAGAUUGAUAUGCAUUUCCAACGAUAUUUACAUUGAUAGAUAAAUUUCUUCGCGCCCACAUGUAAUAGUAGCAGAUCACCGCUUGAUUCAGAACAGGAGGCCCGAAGCUCGUCAAAUGAUGCUGAUGCAGAUGCUACAAAAUUCCUAGUUGCGACAUCUUCACAGACCCAACCUGCAACCUGUGGUCCUCUCUAACGAUUUCAUUGAGACAUCGUAUCCCGUAACAUGUUAAUGUUUGCAAACCUCUCGAAGUCAUCAAAAAUAACAGUUCCAACAGUGUACUAUAGUUGUACAUCAUAUGUAUAUUAUACCGAAUAUAUUAUAGAAUAUAGUGCUAAACUAACUUGAAGCCGGGCGAAGCUUGUGGAGGCUAGUAUAUACUACUCUCUAAUCAACAACAAUGUGCUGAUCAUGAUGGGGAGAAACCUACGACGAAUGAGGAUUGCUGCGAUGAUAUGCGUCUUGGCGAAGACGCAGCUUCUUACUUGGAGGGUUUGCCUCAGGUUGAGCAUAAACAGAGAAUGGUCUCGAGCAUAAUAAACAGGAAGGGGAAGGAAAAGAAACUGAGACGUCCUUAA